AUGGGCGGAUGGAAGUUGGAAACGGGCCGAUUUCUGAUGCUCAUCACCUUCCCCGUCGGCGCCUUUUGGCUCUUCAAUCAGCCGACCAUUUUCAAAAAUUUUGUAAGGUUGCUCCCUAAAACUUUGAACAUUUUCCGAUUUUUUCAGAUGAAAGGCUACAGAAUUCCGGAUAGUAGCGAUGGGGACAAAGCGAUGGCAGAGUUUAAGGUAAAAAUGUUCAUUUUCGACGUGAGCGUGUCUGCGGAGAAUACGCCAGACCUGACACAAAAUGCUGUGGAAAAUGCAAAGUUUCAUUUUUUCAGGAACAAUUGCUGGCGAACAAGCGGAAGGAAGAGUACGAGAACUUUCUCCGCGAGCAAAUGGCGUUCGAGCAGGCGAGAAAAAUUCGAGCCGCCAAUAAUAUUUGA
Messenger RNA from Caenorhabditis sp. 36 PRJEB53466, 407 nucleotides. The record is from the annotation of a GenBank genome assembly. Lineage: Eukaryota; Metazoa; Nematoda; Chromadorea; Rhabditida; Rhabditidae.